AUGGCUUUACGACGCCUUCUCACAGAGGUCAAAAGGCAGGAACCACAACUGAAGCUGUUAAGCAAUUUGGUAAGCCAAGCUUAUCGCACUUCAUGGACGGCUAAAGGAGGUGGAGGGCAAAAACUUGCGAGCACUCCAGGAACAAGCUCUACGGGAAGGUGUCAUUCAAGUUAUGUUGGUAGUCUAGCUCGUAGAGUACGUGAUAGUGAUGAGUUAAGUGAUGCUGCAUAUCUUAUGGAGCUUAAUCAUCGAAAUGAUCCAGAGGCAGUCAUAAGGUUGUUUGAGAAUCAACCUUCACUACACUCUAACCCUUCAGCUCUUUCUGAAUAUGUUAAGGCUCUGGUUAAGGUUGAUAGGCUUAAUGAGGCAGAGCUGCUCAAGACGUUGCACAGAGGAAUCUCAGGAGCUGCGAACUCACACGUGGAGGAAGAAAGUGUAGGAGCACUUUCAGCAUUUCGAAAUGUGGGAAAAUCUACUAAAGAUGGAGUUCUUGGUACUGCCAGUGCUCCUAUACACAUGGUGGCUGCUGAAGGGGGUCAUUUCAAAGAACAGAUAUGGCGAACAUUUCGCGCUCUGGGUAUGGCUUUUCUUUUGAUUUCAGGUGUUGGAACACUCAUUGAAGAUAGAGGAAUCGGUAAAGGACUUGGUCUACAUGAAGAAGUGCAGCCGAGUAUGGAAUCCAAUACAAAGUUUAGUGAUGUCAAGGGAGUUGAUGAGGCAAAAUCUGAUCUGGAAGAAAUUGUUCACUACCUCCGUGAUCCUAAGCGCUUCACACGUCUUGGUGGUAAGCUUCCAAAAGGUGUGCUACUUGUUGGACCCCCUGGCACUGGUAAGACAAUGUUGGCUAGGGCCAUAGCAGGAGAAGCUGGGGUGCCCUUUUUCUCUUGCAGUGGAAGUGAAUUUGAGGAGAUGUUUGUUGGUGUUGGGGCCCGCAGAGUGAGAGAUCUUUUUUCUGCUGCAAAGAAAAGGUCACCAUGUAUAAUUUUCAUUGACGAGAUUGAUGCCAUAGGGGGGAGUCGCAACCCGAAGGAUCAGCAAUACAUGAAAAUGACUUUAAAUCAGUUGCUUGUUGAGCUAGACGGCUUCAAACAGAAUGAGGGAAUUAUUGUGAUUGCUGCAACUAAUUUUCCAGAGUCGCUGGAUAAGGCACUGGUGAGACCUGGUCGGUUUGAUCGUAACAUUGUUGUCCCAAAUCCUGAUGUUGAAGGUCGGAGGCAGAUCUUGGAAUCCCAUAUGUCUAAGGUUCUUAGGGCAGAUGAUGUUGAUCUUAUGAUUGUUGCUCGAGGAACUCCUGGUUUUUCCGGUGCUGAUCUUGCAAACUUGGUCAAUGUUGCUGCGCUCAAGGCUGCAAUGGACGGUGCCAAAGCAGUGAGUAUGGCUGAUCUUGAACAUGCUAAGGACAAAAUCAUGAUGGGAAGUGAGCGCAAAUCAGCUGUUAUAUCAGAGGAAUCGCGAAAGCUGACUGCUUACCACGAGGGUGGCCAUGCUCUUGUAGCAAUACAUACUGAUGGAGCGUUGCCAGUGCAUAAAGCAACCAUUGUUCCACGAGGUAUGUCUCUCGGAAUGGUUGCUCAGUUACCCGACAAGGAUGAGACGAGUAUAUCACGUAAGCAGAUGCUUGCUCGUCUCGAUGUUUGCAUGGGUGGGAGAGUUGCAGAAGAGCUCAUCUUUGGAGAGAAUGAAGUGACUUCAGGUGCAUCGAGUGAUCUCCAGCAAGCAACCGAUCUUGCAAGAGCAAUGGUUACCAAGUAUGGCAUGGGCAAACAAGUCGGGGUUGUUACUCACAAUUACAAUGAUAACGGUAAGAGCAUGAGCACCGCAACUAGGCUCCAAAUCGAAAAGGAAGUGAAAGAAUUCUUGGAAACAGCAUAUGCCAACGCCAAAGCCAUUCUCAUCUCACAUAGUAAAGAACACCAUGCUCUAGCCAAUGCUUUGCUCGAGCACGAGACACUUACAGGAAGUCAGAUCAAGGCCCUACUUGCCGAGGUAAACUCUCAGCAAACACAGCAGCAGCAACAGAUAGUUGCUACACAACGUAAUUCACAAUCCAGUGCCAUUACUCCCUCAACGCCUAAUCCAGCAGCAUCUGCAGCUGCUGCAGCAGCGGCUGCUGCAACUACCGCAGCCAAAUCAAAAGGAAUUGCCGCAGUUGGAUCGUAG
This is a messenger RNA of Fraxinus pennsylvanica, 2160 nucleotides long. NCBI's taxonomy places the organism in Eukaryota, Viridiplantae, Streptophyta, Magnoliopsida, Lamiales, Oleaceae. The record is from the annotation of a GenBank genome assembly.